Daktulosphaira vitifoliae (grape phylloxera) is the source of this 1542-nucleotide messenger RNA. RefSeq names its product short-chain specific acyl-CoA dehydrogenase, mitochondrial-like. Gene Ontology annotation, molecular function: flavin adenine dinucleotide binding. The record is from RefSeq and is a predicted model, not a curated record. The transcript is spliced from 9 exons. Bases 212 to 1426 code for a protein of 404 amino acids. NCBI's taxonomy places the organism in Eukaryota, Metazoa, Arthropoda, Insecta, Hemiptera, Phylloxeridae. Gene Ontology annotation, biological process: butyrate catabolic process; fatty acid beta-oxidation using acyl-CoA dehydrogenase. Gene Ontology annotation, cellular component: mitochondrion.
UUCUAAAGUUAUAUAGUUUUUUAACCGUUAUUUAAUAAGAUUGCCUUAAUCUAAAAUUAUUUAUUUUUAUUAAAGUGAAUCUAAGAAUUGUCAUGUAAUUUUGUAAUAUUAGUAAAAUAUGGGUAUUUUGUUAAUCACAAUGCAUUUUAGUUUUCACUUCAAUAACAUUCUAUUAGCUUUAAAUUUUUAAAUAUUCCUUAUAUUCAUUAAUAUGAUAAAAAGCCUAUGCUCAUCUCAUCAAUUUUUACUUUUUUCGAGGAAUGUAUCAUCAUUUGUAUUACCCCAAUCUCACUUAAAACUUAAAAAAAUAUGUUCAGAAUAUUCUGAAAGUAGUUUACGCCCUAUCGCGGCUAUACUUGAUAAAAAUCAACUAUUUCCUUCUGAGCAAAUCAAAGAAUUGGGGGCCUUAGGAUUUAUGGGCAUAUUAGUUGAGAAAAAAUAUGGAGGCUUUGAUGGAGAUACUUUAGCAUUAUCUGUAGCUGUUGAAGAAAUAGCUAGAUAUUGUGGUGGAACUUCUUCAAUUGUAAGUAUUCACAAUGCUUUAUAUGCAGAUACUAUCAAUAGGUUAGGUACAAUUGAACAAAAAAAUAAUUUCUUGUCAGAUUUUGUUAAUGGAAAUAAAAUUGGAUGUUUUGCACUUAGUGAACAAGAUAGUGGUAGUGAUGCAGCCAACUUGAAAACUACUGCAAAAAAAUGUGGAAAUGAAUGGAUAUUAAAUGGUACAAAAGCUUGGGUAACAAAUGGUAUUGAAGGUGAGGCCUUUAUUGUUAUAGCUCGUUCAAAUGAAUCAGGUGGUCAUAAUGGAAUAUCAGCCUUUCUUGUUCCAUCUAAAAUAGCAGGUUUAUCACGAGGUAAAAAAGAAGAUAAACUGGGAAUCAGAGCAUCAUCGACAUGCAAUAUUAUAUUAGAUAAUGUAAGGAUUCCUAAUGAAAAUUUAUUAGGAAAUGAAGGUGAAGGAUUUAAAAUAGCUAUGUCAGCUAUUGAUCUUGCUAGAAUUGGUAUUGCAUCACAAGCCAUUGGAAUAUCAGAGGCAGCUCUAGAAUGUGCUAUAAAAUAUGCUGGACAAAGAAUUGCUUUUGGAAAUCCAAUUAUUAAUUUAACACCAGUACAGAUAAGACUUGCUAAAAUGGUUACUAAAAUUGAAGCUUCUAGACUAUUGACUUGGAAAGCAGCAAAACUAAGGGAUAGUGGUCAAACAUUUAUCCAGGAUGCUGCAAUGGCAAAACUAGUUUCAUCUGAAACUGCUACAUUUGUUACUCAUAAUUGCAUUCAAAUACUAGGUGGCAUGGGAUAUAUAAAAGAUUUACCAGCUGAACGAUACUACAGAGAUGCUAGAAUCACAGAAAUUUAUGCUGGCCCAACUGAUAUACAAUUUUUAGUUAUAGCAGAUAAUUUAGCAAAAAAAUAUGGGUUUAAAAUUAGAUGAUCUAAUUUAUAUUCAGUUUUUUUUUUUAUAUAUUUUUAAUGGUUUACUUUUAUAUUAUACUAUUUAUGCUUGUUAUUUUCAAUGAAUAUUUAAUUAUAAUCAAUAUUAAUACACUA